AUGUCUCACUUCUGCUUCUGUUACGCCGCCAUCCGGUUGAUACGAUUGGCUCCUUCAAAUGAUCCUUUCUCCUACCGCAAGUUGUUUCUUACGUUUUUGUUUUCCAUUCGUCUGUUUAACUACGUCGAUCAACGCAUUGCCCUCGCACAAGCCUCGCAGUCACAAGAGGAGCGUGCCACCUGCUUAGCAAGGAAAGCUGCCUACAGCACUUCAUUGCGAUCAAGCCUCAAGAAUGCACAACGGUCCAGAAUGAACGCACAGCCUGCAGCAACCGCCUCUGCAUUUCGGGCUUCCAAGACUCAUCAUCAAAGCCUUCUUCAUAACACAAGAAACGCUGCUGCCGCUGUGAAAUCAAGAGCAGUUGAGACACUUGACUGCAGGCGCGCCCGUCAAUCCAGGGACGCUGCUGCAACAGCGAGCGCUAGGGCUGCUGAGACACCGCCCGUAGAUCUACGAAUGCUGUCAGCACUGCCAGGUCGGGGGCAGCUGAAACAUUCGACCGCAGGCGCGCACGUUAAUCCAUUGACGCUGUUGCAACAGAACGCCCGUCAAUCUAGGUACGCUGCUGUAACAGCUAGGUCGAGGGAGCCCGUGAGAGUUCUGCAGCGGUCAACCCGCAAUCCCGCAAUGCUACAGCGACUUCUGCUGCCAGAAACUCCGCGGGCCAACAGACAAGGCAACAACUCCUUUCAAAUGACCUCAUUUGGCAUUGUAAUUGACGCCGACAAACGGCCUCAUGAUGAAUACGAACGCCGCUAUAAUGCUCCUGCGUGCAACGAAAUGGCCACUAUUAUACAUGGGCAGCAACAGCGAACUCGCGAUAUUGUCCUCAAAUCAAGAGGCGGCGCUCUUCGCAGGAUUUCAGAGACCCAUCGAUCAUAUGACGCAUUGCAGUACCCUUUACUUUUCCCUUAUGGUGACGAUGGCUACCACUUCGGCAUUCCCCUUCAUACUCCAGGUGGCCAACCUACAACGUCUUCCAAAGCCUUACCGUGCAAUGCCUUCUACUUAUACCGUUUAAUGGUUAGUGAUGGAGACUUCAACCUGCUUCAUAGAUGCAGGGAGCUUUUCCACCAGUUUGCGGUUGAUAUGGUCGCUAAGAUGGAAUCGGAGAGGCUUUGUUUUAUACAGAAUCACCAGAAACAGCUGUGCUCAGACUCCUACGUACACUUACGCGACAGCCUUCGAAAUGAAGUCAAUCCCGGCGACCUAGAGAAGCUGUGCUUUCUGCCCUCUACCUACACUGGGGGACCGCGUUACAUACAUGGAGGCACGUAA
This is a messenger RNA of Acanthosepion pharaonis, 1278 nucleotides long. Lineage: Eukaryota; Metazoa; Mollusca; Cephalopoda; Sepiida; Sepiidae. The record is from the annotation of a GenBank genome assembly.